Gadus morhua (Atlantic cod) is the source of this 4850-nucleotide messenger RNA. It is a transcript of the gene e2f1, whose product is annotated as E2F transcription factor 1. Gene Ontology annotation, biological process: regulation of transcription by RNA polymerase II. Gene Ontology annotation, molecular function: protein dimerization activity; RNA polymerase II cis-regulatory region sequence-specific DNA binding; DNA-binding transcription factor activity, RNA polymerase II-specific. The coding region runs from base 1098 to 2462 and encodes 454 amino acids. The record is from RefSeq and is a predicted model, not a curated record. NCBI's taxonomy places the organism in Eukaryota, Metazoa, Chordata, Actinopteri, Gadiformes, Gadidae. The transcript has 7 exons. Gene Ontology annotation, cellular component: Rb-E2F complex.
AAAACUCCCGAGCCCUUGUUUAGAUCAGCUGGACCCCCAAUAACAAUAACACCCUACCGGAGGGUCGUUUUAUCGCCGUGUUUUGACGUGUGACGGCCGGGUCGAGUGGCGAACCCACCGGGGUCCGAAUUACGGACGGUACUUCUUUAAUUCGUGCAGGUUUAGCAGAGUAUCGGAGAGUUGUCCGGCGGCUUCCUGGGAGGGGACGGUGGAACGCGGACCGAGUUAGCAUGCUAACCUGGCCUCCGUUGUCUAAUCAAGGUUUAACCCGGCCGUGGUGCGGCACCCGUCCUCUUGUCUUACUCCCCCGGAGGGAUUCCCUCCACGCGGUAGUUCUGAGGACAUCGGAUCGUGUUUGGAACGGCGAUAUUGUAAGGCCUAUAUCUGAAAGUUUUGACGGGAUCCCUUCAAACGGACGUGGAGCUCGGUCACACCCGGGGGUAGAGCCCAUCAGACGGAUGCACCUCGAUGUGUUCUGACCCUCCACUGCCUUCCUGGUACUGUUUGUUGCAGGUUAGCCUAGCCUAGCUAUCGAGCUAGCGUGCUUGGAGAGUGCUGGGCAGGCCUCGCCGCGUUUCAGGAGGGACCCAGAGAGAGAGAGAGAUGAAGACGAGAGCAGAGUUAGCCUCGCGUCCCUGCUAACAUGCUACCGUCCUGCUGAGCCGCGGGGUGAGCUAGUGGUGUGUCUGACGCGGGCUCGGGGCUGAGCGCUGGGUCUGUAGCCCUAAACUUGUUGUGAUAUGUGGGUGAUUUGCCAGUGCAGUUUGUGCAUAGUGAGUUGAUUUUAUUGGUUUUAGCUCUGCACUUGUGGAAGUUGUGUCAGUGUGCUGUUUUUUUUUAUAUUCACUGAGCUUCUGAAUGUGGCAUUUUUAGCCUAGUUCUGUAAGAUAGAACAUCUUUUUUUGGACAAUGUGAAUCAUACGCGUGGUGGACUGCGGCCACGCUGCAAGACGGUGUUCAAGUCGACCCCCCUGUCCGAUGAACACGUGACCUUAAACCACGUGUUGAUCCACGACGGCUUUGCGCUUUGACCACCCCUCGACCCCGACGUGUCCCCGUAAUCUGGCCCCAGAAGGGGUUCUUCGCGGUACACUGCGAUGUCAGAAACUCUGAUCACGGGUCACACGUCGGAGGAUCUUUUGGCCGAUUUUGAGACGCUACUGAACUCGGGAAGCAUCGACCUCCACGGAGACCACCAGAUUGUCAUCAUCUCAAGCCCCGGUAAUGUGGGUCUCCACCCGUCCGCGGCCCCCACCAGCACCGGGGAGAUUCUGCUGUUUGCCACCCCACAGGGGCCUGCCGACGUGGGCGUGCAGGACAAGAGACGGCCGACGCUCGGAAGACCUCCGGUGAAGAGGAAGCUUGAUCUGGACAGCGACCACCAGUAUGUCAGCACUACGCGGACCUCGCUUGGAAAAGCUCCGCCCUCAACGCCAGCCCCUCCCAGAGUCCCUCGCUCGGUGGUGGAGAAGUCGCGCUACGACACGUCCCUGAACCUGACCACCAAGCGCUUCCUGGACCUGCUGGCCCAGUCCCAGGACGGCGUGGUGGACCUCAACUGGGCCUCGCAGGUGCUGGACGUCCAGAAGAGACGCAUCUACGACAUCACCAACGUGCUGGAGGGCAUCCACCUCAUCUCCAAGAAGUCCAAGAACAACAUCCAGUGGCUUGGUAACCGUAUCGACGGGGCGUCGGUGGCCCGUCAGAAGGAACUCCAGAGGGAGGUGCGCCACCUGGUGGAGGCGGAGGAGGAGCUGGACCAGUUGGUCUCCAGGAGCAACCUGCAGCUGAAGCUCCUGACGGAGGAGCCGCUCAACCAGAGGCUGGGCUACGUCCGCUGUCAGGACCUGCGCAGGUCCUUCGACAGCCCGGACCAGCUGGUCAUGGUGGUCCGGGCCCCGCCCGAGACCCAGAUGCAGGUCUCGGAGCCCAGCGAGGGUUACCAGGUGUCCCUGAAGAGCUCUCUGGGGCCCAUCGACGUGUUCCUGUGUCCGGACAGCAGCUCCGGCCCCUGCAGCCCCGUGGGAGGAAGUAGUCCCGUCAAGGCGGAGGCGGACCCCGCCCUGGGCCCGCCCCCCAUGCUGCCCGUCGUCCAAUCGCCCCAGAGGAGCCUCGCGUCCGCCCAGGAAGUGAGGUCAUCGUCGCCGGACUCGAUGUCGUCCACCGUGACGGCCGCGUCGCAGCAGGACUCCGCCUCCGUCGUGUUGCCGGGGGGAACGGAGCCCUUCCUGGCGGGCGACCCGUUCUCCGGUCUGGGCGACAUGUCCGACUUCAACUUCUCCCCGCUGUCGUCGCCCCACUUCCUGGAGGGCGACAACCUCGCGCUGCCAUUGGACGGCUUCAUCAACCUGUCCCCGCCCCACAGUCACGACUACCACUUCGGAUUGGAGGACCACGAGGGCAUCAGCGAGCUGUUCAACUGCAGCUUUGGGGACCUCACGCAGGACCUGGGGGACAGUUGAGACUGGGAGGGGGAGGUCGAAGAUUCUGUGAUCUCUGGAAGAUUCCGUGUUCUCUGGAAGAUUCUGUUUUCUCUGGAAGAUUCCUUGUAUUCAGAAAGAUUCCGGGUUCUCUGGAAGAUUCUGUUUUCUCUGGAAGAUUCCAUGUUCUCUGGAAGAUUCCCUGUAUUCACAAAGAUUCCGGGUUCUCGGGAAGAUUCCGCGUUCUCUAGAGGAUUCCGGGUUCUCUGGAAGUGUGAACGAUUCCCCGGAAGUGUAAAGGGACGACUGGAAAGUACCCCCCCCCACGCACACACACACAAAACGUCCAAAUAGUACAGUAACGUGCUAGCACUUUUCCAGCAUCUUUAGCUAGUUUUAGCUACUUAAUUUAUUACCGAAGUGAAUUCCAACUGCGUUGUACCGAGCGAGGUUAAGGUGUGUGUGUGUGUGUGUGUGUGUGUGUGUGUGUGUGUGUGUGUGUGUGUGUGUGUGUGUGUAAGUGUGUGUGUGUGUGUGUGUGUGUGUGGUUCAUGGCUUUGGUGAUGAAAUGAUUUCCUGGACAUGGUUGCCUCAUGAGAGGACAGGAGAGCCCUUCUUGCGCCAAGUUUGUCAAGCGCUUCAACCAGGUCCUGAAGUCCUACCUAAUCUCCACGCAAACCCCUCUUCUAUGAACUAUUCAGAAGAGGCUGGGGUCGGGGUUUGGGCUGAGGCCCGCGUGAUAGGAGACGAGAGAUGAACAAUGGGGCGGGGCCUAGUCUCAGGUACAGGAUGUGGGAGGAGCCGGGAGAGAUGGUACCUGCUGGUUGCCAGGCUGAGACGAUAUCUCCAACCGUGAUGGACCUGAUCAGCGCCAUGGCGGAAGAAGAGAAGAAGAACUCUUCUUGGUCAGCCCUGCAGGCUGUGGUUUUAGAGUUCUCAGCCCCUGAGGAUUCUGGGUAAUGUAGUUCACAUCCUCUUGGUGGGUCUGCCACAGGCACUGGUCCAUAUAUGCACUUCUAAUCAUAAGCUCGUGUUGAAGCCUUAAGUCUCUCUUUUCACCAACCGGCGUGUGUGUGUGUGUCCAUUUCGUAGAAACAAAUAGUUAUAUUGAAAUAUCAGCAAUAAUUGAGACGGAAAGGUGUGGUUCAUGUAUGUAAUAAUGUGUGUUAAGUGGUGAGGGGUUUGAAAUGACGUGCUUACGAUAAUGGUGAUUUCCCUCCGUAGUGUAAUUAUGUUUGUGAGGUCGGCCCAGUUGGAGGUAUUUAAUGUAUGCGUGGACACAUUUGUGGACUAUUGUAAUGUUGACGGAGGUGCAAAACGGAAAAGGAGCUAAACUAGAUAAUAACCGUACUAGUUGUAGACUGGCAAUAUGCAAAUAUUGAUCAUGAAGACGUGGGUGUGCAAAGUCCUGUUUAUUUGAUUUGUAGUUGAGCCUUUCUCCUCUUGUCUCAGCUUGCUUUUGUACUUGUCAUUUUGAUGUUUGUAUAUUUUCUUUAUUAUACUUUAUUUAAAAAAUAUAUUUUGUGCUAGGCCGGUGUCCAUAUGCAACCUCUUUUUAAAAUGAGAUUUUUGUUUCCUUUUACUAAAAGGAAAAGUAAUGCCCAAUAACGAAUUGUAGCCUAUAACUCUGCUGUUAACGUUUGAAAUGAUGACUUCGGGAACAUUUGAAACCGGAUUCAAACUGUCACCGUUUUUACGUCAUCAUUUCACACCGCACAGCUAUUUCGGAUGAAUCAUCGUCGGUUCAAAGGGUUUGCACUAUACAUGUAAUUUGAUGGGUGCAUACUCUACAUUCUGGAACAACCCCCCCUUUUAAAACCCAAUGCAAAUAUUACUUACGUCGUUAAGUAUUUCAUAUGCACCUCCUUCUGUAACCCUCAUCUAACAGACGUGGAGCCGUCUUUCUGGACGGCUGAUUGGGAUUUUCAGUGGCAGCUCACGUAAUUAUUCUGUUGCCUUUCUAGAUUUAGUUUCUUUGCCAUUGUAUCACAGCAGGUGCACCACAUCGGAGUUCAUGUCGUACCCGCAGGGCAAACCCAGUGCCUUUUUAAUAGAGAUGAGUUUUAUUACGGUGCCAGGCUGGUUUUAUGGGGGUGACAUAAUCAGGUGUUUAUUUAGCGUCAGUAGUUUUCCCUGUUGCUCGAUUUCCUGCGUUUAAUCAGGCGUUUCCCGCGAGAACGUGCGUUCUUGUGCGGUUGCACGUUUCACCUGUUUGAGUUCGUCUUCGGGUUAAUUGAUUCUUUGUCAGUUUCUUUUCAUUUUAUAUUCUCUCAUUUUGGUGACGUAUAGCCUACUGGGAAUUAACAAAUGAUUUAUAAUUGAAAAGUAAAUGCAGAUUGUGAGUCAGUGUGUGUGUGUUUGUGCGCGUGUGUGUGUGCUUUUUCAAUGAAUUAAAAUAAAAACUAUUUUCUUUCUGAGACAUGCUUUACC